CUGAUAGAACCUCUCUCCUCGGACGCCCAACCCGAUCAUGUCGAUGAAGACGGGGAAGUGGUCAAUGAGCCCGAGACGGAACAGUUAUCACCGCCAAAGGAUGUCCCUGCAGCCGCAGAUUCGACCACUCCUGCAGACGCUAUGAUUGCUCAAGCCUAUGUGCAGAAGCUAGUCCUCUUCCUUCUCGUGGUGGGUCUGGUCUUUUUUCUGUCAAGAAGGCGGAGGUCCGCUUGCGAUAAGUUGGAUGAGAAAAGCAUGGCAUGA
This is a messenger RNA of Capronia coronata CBS 617.96, 264 nucleotides long. RefSeq lists its product as uncharacterized. The record is from RefSeq and is a predicted model, not a curated record. NCBI's taxonomy places the organism in Eukaryota, Fungi, Ascomycota, Eurotiomycetes, Chaetothyriales, Herpotrichiellaceae. The transcript has a single exon.